This is a messenger RNA of Phytophthora sojae, 1266 nucleotides long. RefSeq lists its product as hypothetical. The transcript is spliced from 3 exons. The record is from RefSeq and is a predicted model, not a curated record. NCBI's taxonomy places the organism in Eukaryota, Oomycota, Peronosporomycetes, Peronosporales, Peronosporaceae. Bases 1 to 1266 code for a protein of 421 amino acids.
AUGGACCACGGCGGGUAUUCAUUCUGCGUUAAGCGCACAUGCCCGGAAACAAACACGAUCUACUACAGCUGCAAGAAGUUUCGUGAGGGAUGCAAGGCAAGACUGAUUGUCCGAGGAGGAGCCGUCGUCGCCGAGAAGAGUGUGCACAACUGUAAGGAUGAGCCCAAGCCAGAAGUGGUGGACGUGCGCAAGGAGAUGAGAGUGGAGCUCCAGCGCUCUAGCAUCACCAAGAUGUCAACCCCACCGGCGGUCCUGUGGCAAGAGGUGUACGACGAUCUCACGCUUCGCUACGGCGGAGAAGGUAUUGCGCUCAAGAUCAUCCCUGCGAAGCCGGCCGUCUCUAUCAUCAAGCACACGCGCAAGGAUUGCUCUGGCGGUGAUGUCUUUGAAGCCAUUCUGACCCAAGCUGUUCGGUGCGUGAGUGACAUGGAUGCGAGGGCCUUUCUUCAGUUCAGCGUGGUCCACCCCACCGCCGCGGGCACCGGAAUGCAACGUCUAAUCGGACUGACCCAUCCCGACUUGGCUCGAAUGCUACGGUACCCGAAGAUCACGCUGUUCAUUGACGGAACAUUUGCGGUGGUUCCUAAGCCGUUCAGUCAGUGUCUGAUUGUGAUGGCUUUCGAGCCUUCUGUCGACCUCUACGUGCCUGUUUGCUAUGUACUGGUGCAAGUCAAGUCCCAAGAAACGUACUGGCGGGUUCUCAACGAGCUCGUGAUCCUGAGCAACCGCCAGCUGGAGCCCGAAAAUGUCACGUGUGACUUUGAGCCCGCCCUUGUCAACGCUGUGCUGGAGCAAUUUCCGACUGCGAACCUCGUUGGGUGCCUGUUCCACUGGAAACAGGCCCUCCGUCGGAAAAUGCUUGAGCUGCGGCUACCCGAAGACCAAAUCAAGGACGCUCUCAGCCCAGGAAGGCUCGACACUCUCACGGUUAUCCCGGAGGACCAAAUCGCUGAAAAGGGUGUGAGGUACGUGAGGAGUAUUGUCGACGAGACCGGUUCGAAAACAAAAUGGAAUACUUUUUGGAAGUAUUUCCUCAAGACCUGGACGCAGCGAUUUGAUGUCACGACCUGGAACGUUCAUGAAAUGUACCCUAGCCUGCUUACCUUCAUUGAAGGCACCAAGCAAGAAGCAGCCCGCUAUCUCCAGCGCAUUGACGACAUCAAGAAGGGACUCCAGACGGCUCCGCAGCAUGCUCCGCCAGUAGUGCCAGGGAUCCCAGCUGGCUAUGCGGACUUUAAGUAUGAUAGUACGGUGUUCAGACGCUGA